Messenger RNA from Morone saxatilis (striped sea-bass), 2821 nucleotides. It is a transcript of the gene cunh17orf75, whose product is annotated as chromosome unknown C17orf75 homolog. Gene Ontology annotation, cellular component: trans-Golgi network. The transcript has 10 exons. Lineage: Eukaryota; Metazoa; Chordata; Actinopteri; Moronidae. Bases 225 to 1403 code for a protein of 392 amino acids. The record is from RefSeq and is a predicted model, not a curated record.
CAUGCGCACACGGCAUAUACACGAUAACGGCGUUAUCUUGUGCACAUCAGAAGCUGUUGCAUUAUAGAGCUGUAACACUUAUUAAUAUAUUUAAUAAUAUCAGCCAGAGCUCAGCACGUCAAUAAUACAUAACUACCAACACAGCGCAGCUCAGCGACAGAAGUUCCCCCUGUUCUCUGUCGCUUCGAGCCGGUUGCUAGCUCGCUCCGUGCAGGUGUAGGAUCAUGUUUACCUCCCAAACCUCGUCCUUCCAGGAUUCAAUCGACGUGGAAGAGAGAGAUGACUUUGACAGCGAAGACAUUGCAGGAUACAGCCAGAAGAUUCAGCUGAACUGCUACUACACCAUCUAUCUGUAUCAGGGCACAAGAUCUGAGGCUUCUGCGGAAAAUGUGGCAUGGAACCAGAGACGAGCAGACUCCACAACCAGUCAGGAUGACUUUAGCCUGACGCUAAUCGACAGCAGUCUGCCGUCGGAGGCGGAACCUGAGCUGCGGACCUACAUUUCAAGGAGGCUGAGCAAGGGAGCCCUGCUGGGUGGCAUGGGCAACAUCGCCACUGUGGAACUCAGUAUCCCAGAGCAGGCAGUCGGCUGCUACUGCUGUCUCCUGGAGCAGGAAAGGUCUCCUGAGCAGCCUGAUGCUGAUGGAAAUGGAUAUGUCAUCUGCUUUAUGGGCGGCUCUGAAAAAGGACUCAACUUAUUUAGAUUAGAGCUGGAUAAAUACGUUCAAGGCCUGCAUAGCAGCCUGCAAACCCCAGAGCUGCAGAACCUAGAGACGGAGGUGCGUCCCUAUCUGAGCCGGUGGUACGAGGAGUCUGUGAUGCACAUUCAUCGGGUGGUGCAGCUGGUCCAGAGCAACAUCAGCUUCUUGCUGCAUGCUGCUCUGAGUCACACACACGUGGAGGUCAAUAAUUCAGAUGAGAAGACAAAGGCUGAUGUUCACAGGUUCAUCAAAGCAGCCAGUUUGCAGGGCCUGUCCCAACAAGACACUACGACAGCUUCUCUGUGUAAGGCUAUUUCAGAGGACGCACACUCUGACCUGAUCAUAGACUGCUCCACCAGCCCACCCACACUCUCUUACACUGUCAGUAAUCGUUUCUGUGACGACUGGAUUCAGGCAUUUCUAAAUGCUGCAGAGCGUUGUAAUCCUUUCCUGCUCAGACAGAUUCUGGAGAACUUCAAACUUAAGGCCAUCCAGGACAUGAACAGCCUGAAGCGGUUUGUGCGACAGGCAGAGAUGAGUCACUACGCCCUGUUUCGCUGCUGCCAGUUCCUACAGGGCUGCGGAAAUGGGGAUGUGUUGCUGCAGAACGCCAGGGCAGAGCACAGCGAAAUGCCUGAAGCCUGCAGCAUCAUCGCCGUGCUGGAGGAGUUCCUCAGGGAACAAUCCCUGGCCCAGGCCUGAUUCUAACUCCCAGCCUGGAUACUUUCUCUGUCGCUGGUAUGACAAUCCAGCCACAAAGCAGAUAACCUAGUACCAUUUAAAACUUAGCACUACAUCCUAUGUUAAACACCAGUUUGGUAGUGGUGGAUGUUUAAAAUUAGCCAACUUCUGAAUGGCAGAUUCAAAAUUUAAAUAUAAGUUAUACUGUAAAACAUAUGUUUCCUCUGCUGGCAAUACUGCUGCUUCUCAAAAGAGUAGUGGUCAGAUCUGGAAUAUGUACUGUAAAACACUAACAACUUACACUCAGCUUUCCCAACAAAUGUGUCUUUUUUUGUGGGGCUAAUAAUAUUUUAUUAACAAUUAAGGUUAGUUGUUAAUUGAAGAUAAUAGUUAAAAAAUAUUGAAUUGACAAGCAAUGAUCUCAGUAAAGGUGAAUUCAGAUUUAAAAGAAUCAAUGUGCAGAUAAGUUUAGUUGUAGAGUGACUUUCCCAAUCAUUCCCUUUUGCAAUUUUGUGCUUUGUGAGUGUAACAAUACUACGAACCAAAUAUUAUUACUAUUGUUUUGCUGACUGACAAUGAUCACAACACAGAACUGAUCCAAACUAAAACUUCUGCUCAUUGUAGUGGAAUUAUCUAUUGUCCAAAUACUUCUUUUAUUAUUGUUUUGUAUUAUAUUUGAUUGCACUUGUUUGUCUUUUGAGAAGAAACAUAAUUGAGAAUGCACAAAUCACUUUUAUGCAUUGCUUGUUACAUAGGCCUUGUUUUUGCUUGCAUUACCUGCACUACUAUAUUAUUUUUGUCUAAUGAAUACUGCUACUGUAUGUACAUAUGUCUAUCAAGUGAUAUUAGAUGUCAGUUUAAUCCUCUGGGAAUGCAGUGUUGUAGAUAUAGUGUAAUUUUUGGGGUAUCAUUUCCUGUUUACAAACAUCUUCCCAGCCUUCACCAGCCUCGAGACUUCAUAAGAAAAAUUUUAAAAAAAGGGCACUGUGUGACCAGUCACUCAUUACAUUUACUAAGCAUUUGUUAAAUGUUCUGCAAUAUUAAUACCCUCUGAGAAGUAACCAGAAUAAAAAUAGAUUAUAUAAAAGUGCUCACAGUAAAUGCAUGCUUAAGUUUUAUUUUCCUUUUCAUUGUGCCUUUAACAAUUUUUUUUUAUAUUCUAUUAAACCCAGAAAGGGUUUUAGAACCAAGUUCAAACCAUUCCCAUUCAAACCAGUCCAAAGUGUGUAACACAGCAAUAUCAAUGUUGGUGGUGUAUACUUUUAACUGUGAAGUAAGUGACAUGUAAAUGAGUAAUUUUACUAUUGUGAAUCAUAGUUUGACUGACCCACAAUGUGUAUAUGUGUAGACAUUUCUGUACAGCCUGUCCUCUAUGUUAGAAAUGUCAGUGUGGUUCUCAGUCUUGUAUAGAAGGAGCUAAAAUAAAUACCAUAGUUGAA